This is a messenger RNA of Trichomycterus rosablanca, 695 nucleotides long. RefSeq names its product transmembrane protein 60 (gene tmem60). The coding region runs from base 167 to 562 and encodes 131 amino acids. The record is from RefSeq and is a predicted model, not a curated record. The transcript is spliced from 2 exons. NCBI's taxonomy places the organism in Eukaryota, Metazoa, Chordata, Actinopteri, Siluriformes, Trichomycteridae.
GUUCGGCUCAGCUAUCGGACGAAUCAGAAAAUGAAGGCGAAUUUGAAAACUAGGCAGAGAUGAAGCUUGCAAGUACGGAAUAACUCUCGACUUGUGAAUAGUUUGUAAAUAAACAAACGCAAAACUCCUUAGUCAGAUUGGCACAUAUCUGAAGUAGAGUUUCUGGAUGAGCAUGUCCCUGGCGCAGCGUGUGCUUCUCACAUGGAUUUUCAGCCUUCUCUUCCUCAUCAUGCUGGUCCUAAGGCUGGAUGAGAAGAUCCUCUGGAGCUGGUUCCUUAUCUUUCUCCCAUUGUGGACCUUCGACACCAUUCUUCUUCUAAUGCUGAUUAUCAAAAUGGCUGCCUGUUUCAAAUCAGGGUUUGAUCCUCGCAACGCGGCAGAGGGCUUAAAGAAGCGGGUUUGGUAUCUCUUUGCAAUUUUGUUGAAGCUGGCAUUCUGUCUGUCACUGUGUGCCAGGCUGGACGAUCUGACUACUAUCAAGGUGAGCGUUAUAUGUAUCCCUCUAUGGGCUUUGCUUCUCGGAUCCAUGGUGGAGCUUGGGUGCAGUGUCUUCCACUUCUGAGGAGAAAGAACGUGUGGACAUGAAUCACUAAUGAACAGCAGGAGGACACUGGUCUUAAACUGGUUUUGAACUAUUUGUAUGAUAUAUACACCAGCUCAUUUAGAUAAAAAUAAACCCAAAGUCUACUGCCUAA